Aspergillus glaucus CBS 516.65 is the source of this 1284-nucleotide messenger RNA. Its product is annotated as Zn(II)2Cys6 transcription factor. The transcript is spliced from 2 exons. Lineage: Eukaryota; Fungi; Ascomycota; Eurotiomycetes; Eurotiales; Aspergillaceae. Gene Ontology annotation, molecular function: zinc ion binding; DNA-binding transcription factor activity, RNA polymerase II-specific. The record is from RefSeq and is a predicted model, not a curated record. The coding region runs from base 1 to 1284 and encodes 427 amino acids. Gene Ontology annotation, biological process: regulation of transcription by RNA polymerase II.
AUGACAGCCUCCUCACGUAAGUCCCAUCGAAAGUCGCGCCUUGGAUGUGAUACCUGUAAGCGGCGCAGGGUAAAGUGCGACGAAGUCAAGCCAGCAUGCACGAACUGUUUGCGCCAUUCAGUUGAAUGUGAUUAUCAAUCAGGGCAGUCGAUUUCUCGUAGGGCGCCUCCUUCGACGCAGGGCACAGAGGUACAGCUAUCACUUCGCAGGAGCUAUACAUUUUACUCCUCGUCUCAGUCAGAUUUCAGACCACCGAAAAGAGGAAAUGCUGCGGUCAGAAAACAACAACAAGAGGACCCACCCACGGGCACGCCCUCUAAUACGCCCUGUGACACCCCCUCCAAUACGCCCUCAGAGCUAACGACCGCGUCCUUCGGGUUCAGUGGGACUGAUAUGGAGUUGUUCCAUCACUACCUUACCUCGGAAGAACUAGGCGCAGACAAAAACCCCGAAGCCCAGACGACAAUACACUCUCGACUUCCUCGUCUGGGGUUCUCAUUCCAUUACGUCUUGCACCUUAUCCUGGCGUUCUCGGGGUUCCAUUUAGCGCGGAUCCAAAGAAAUCGCGGAUCCAUGCACUAUAUCGAAGCUGAAAGGCACUAUGGAACUGCCCUGCGAAAGAUGACGGCUGCGAUACCCUUCCUGAAUCAACACAACUGCCACGCACUCUACAUGGCUGCCAUUCUCAUUUUUAUCUGCUCUUUCGCAAAAGGGCCUCGGCCGGAUGAGUUUCUGGCUUUUCGUGAUGAUGGAAACGCUGGUUAUCUGUUUCUUUUCAUGGGUAUCCGGUCGAUAUUGGAGAAUUGUUCACCUGGCGUGCUUGAAAUACACUCAGAAGCCACAGAGAAUAACUUGCAGCCUAGCUCUCCAAACCAUAACAGACAAGUCUCCGAGUACAGCAAUCAGAUAGAACAAUUGCGGACCUUGAUUGUGGUUGGAUGGUCAAGUGACGACCAUCAUCUUCUGAUUUAUACCACUGUUCUUGAUAGACUUCAUCGGUGCUUCGAUUCCAUAUACGGACACCAGUUGCCGUUGACAGAUGGAGAACUCUGGCCGCAAAUAUUCGGCUGGUUAUAUACGCUGCCCAAUGAUUUUGUUGCUGAUCUGCAGCAUCGAAACUCAUUUGCAUUGAUGAUUUUCGCUUUCUAUACUGUUUUGCUUAAAAGAAUCAGCUCCGUGUGGUUUAUUCAAGGAUGGCCUGAACACAUCAUAGCUGGCAUCCAUCGAUUUGUUCCUGAGGAAUAUCAAACGUUUAUACAAUGGCCGAUGGAGCAGAUGAAAUAA